This is a messenger RNA of Rosa chinensis, 3429 nucleotides long. RefSeq names its product flotillin-like protein 4. Bases 1958 to 3397 code for a protein of 479 amino acids. The transcript has a single exon. The record is from RefSeq and is a predicted model, not a curated record. Gene Ontology annotation, cellular component: plasma membrane raft; plasma membrane. Gene Ontology annotation, biological process: protein localization to plasma membrane. NCBI's taxonomy places the organism in Eukaryota, Viridiplantae, Streptophyta, Magnoliopsida, Rosales, Rosaceae.
GUUCUUGGAAAGCCCUUGGCUCCUCCCUCUUUGUUAGCACCUGGCAGUUUAGCAAAAGGUAAAACUUUUUAGUCCCUUCGGGAGCAUCACUUCUCCUCUUUCCUUUUGGUUAUGGUCUUCGUCCAUUUUGAGCCGUUCUGCUGUCUGCCCUUAGAGCAAGGAAAUAUCAUAUUGCAGGCCCUCUGGUUCCUCGGAUUUCUUGUGGGAGAUACAGUUUGGUUCAAUCAAUCGUUAGGUAGUUGUCAGGAGCCUUCACUGAUCAUUGGAAUCAAAUUUGCUCACCAUCUAAACUAUGCAGCCGCCACGUGUAACUCUCACUAACUCUGGUUAAAAUAUUUUCAGUUUUAUAACUCUUUUAGAGAGAUACUUCAUCUCUUAGAACGGCGUUUCAUCCCUUCCCAAUUGAUUUCACUUUUUUUCUCUGUUCUGCCGUCUUCUUUCUUAAUCAAUCCUCUGUCAAGCAAUUAAUUCCUGCCAAACAAAUCUUCUUCUCUCUUGCGAGCCGCAUCUUCUUUCAACCACUCUCUCCUUCUGCUACUACUUUCCAAAAUCCAUCUCGAUUAUCAUCAAUUCAUCACACUUUUUUUGUGUGUUGGUUUCUGGGCAUACUCCAAGGGCACUUCAGUUCAUCAAUUAUCAUCAAUUCAUGGGAAAUAUGAUCAUCUGUGACUCUGUGUUUAUGUAAUUUCUGGGUAUUUCGAUCAUCAUCAAUUCAUCAAAUUUUUUCAAAGCUCCGAAAAAAAAAAAAAAAUACAAACCGGAAGGACGUAAAAAGAUCGGAAUAUCUAGAAAUCCAUAAAACAAAAGAAAAACAUAUUAGUAAUGAUAGUUUCUUGAAAUUCAUAUUACCAGAGACUCAAAGAGGUAGUGGAAGAGUAGAACUCAGAAAAUUUUCUCAUCAAUAACAAAGAUGAAGAAAAAGAAUACAGUAGAGAGAGAAAGGAAAAGAUAUGGAUGAACCGUGGUGAGAGAAAAACAUAUUAAAAGAAAAAAGAAGAUAAUUAUUAAUAACAGUUAACCAGAGUUAGUGAGAGUUAUACGUAGUGGCUGCAUAUAUAGUGGUGGUAUCACCAAUUGAGUUUAUGUGGUGAGCAAAUUUGAUUCCCUGAAUAUUGUAUUGUCGCCUUCCUAUUUGCGCAUUCAGUCAUGAUUGUAUUUUCUAGCUGAUACUAAUAGUGUUGCCAAUAAAAUUACAGAGAGCCGGUAGAGAAUUAUCUCGAUUGUCAUUUGAGCAUCUGAACCGUUUCCCACUCAUACUCUUCUAGUCUAAUACCAUACGCCCUUAUUUUGACUAGUCUAUUUGAGUGCGAACAAACUUGCCAAUUGUUUCUGGCAAAUAAACAAUAAUUUUUCAAUGAAAACUUCUACAAGUCAGCCAAAAUAAGGGAAAUUGAUUGUUGAAAUAAUAGGUACGCCGUACGCGUACAAUAGCAAGAACGUACCGUGCAAACAAGAAACAUUCCCUGAUUCCCACAUAUUGAGAAAAUUCAGAUGACCUUGUUAAAGAAAAUGAUUCAAUUAUCAAACGAAAAGAUCAGGAAAUUCUUCUACCAAAGAAAAGAAAAGAUCAGGAAAUUCAGUCCAGAAAGAAAAACCAAAAUAGAGUAGUAGAUCACCAUACGAAAUGGUACAUUAAAUUCUUUUCCAAAAAAAGAAAAAGAAUGGGUAGUCUUUAAUUUUGAUUUGCUUUCUUCUCUGUCAAGUUUGAUUGGUAAUAGCUCACUUUUCUGAUGAUCGUGAAGUCCGCAGUUUCUCAGAAACUAGGAGUCUAAUUGACGAGGCAAGAGCUCGAUCAACUACAAAUAAAUUCAACAUGAACCCUCUAUAUAAUCUCCCAGCUACUUCAGAAGAACUCAUGCGAACCUCGAUCAGAUCGUUAAUUUCCAGUGAUUUCAUUCAAAACCUUAAACAGUAGUACAGUGAUACAUUCCAAACCCGCGGCCUAAUACAGUCUACCAUGUAUAGAGUAGCAAGCGCUAAUGAGUAUCUAGUGAUCACCGGUCUCGGAAUAAACGAUAUCAAGAUCAGAAAAAAGUCAUGGGUGCUCCCCGGGCAGUCCUCCACCUUCAUCGACCUCUCCCCUGUCAACUACACCUUCGAAGUCCAAGCCAUGAGCGCCGAAAAACUCCCCUUCAUCCUCCCCGCCGUCUUCACCAUCGGCCCUUUCGACGCCAAGGACUCCCUUAAGAAGUACGCGAAGCUCAUCUCCUCCCACGACAAGAACUCCAGCCACGUCAAGGAGCUCGUCCAGGGGGUCAUUGAGGGCGAGACUCGUGUCCUCGCAGCCUCGAUGACCAUGGAGCAGAUCUUCAAAGGUACAAAAGAGUUCAAAAAGGAGGUGUUCCAGAAGGUUCAGCUGGAGUUGGAUCAGUUCGGUCUUUAUAUUUAUAAUGCCAAUGUGAAGCAAUUGGUGGACGUAGAAGGGCAUGAGUAUUUCAGUUACUUGGGGCAGAAGACACAGAUGGAGGCGGCCAACCAGGCCAAGGUCGACGUGGCCGAGGCUAAAAUGAAGGGGGAGGUGGGCUCUAAGCUCAGACAAGGGAAGACAUUGCAGAAUGCUGCGCAGAUCGACGCGGAGACUAAGAUCAUAUCUACCCAAAGGCAAGGGGAGGGGAAGAAGGAGGAGGCUAGGGUUAACACUGAGGUUAAAAUUUAUGAGAACCAAAGAGAAGCUGAUGUGGCAAAGGCGAAUGCUGAGCUGGCGAUGAAGAAGGCCGAGUGGGCCAGGGAGGCGCAGGUGGCGGAGGUGGAGGCGGAGAAGGCAGUGGCGUUGAAAGAAGCCGAGCUGCAAAAGGAUGUGGAGAUGAUGAAUGCUAUGACUACGACUGAGAAGCUCAAGGCUGAAUUCUUGAGCAAGGCAAGUGUUGAGGCCGAGACCAAGGCGCAAGAGGCGAAUUGGAAUCUCUACCAAAAGCAGAAGGCCGCGGAUGCAAUUCUCUACGAAAAGGAGAAAGAGGCUGAGGCGCAGAGAGCAAUGGCCGAGGCCAAGUUUUAUGGUCGGGCAAAAAUAGCUGAUGGAGAGCUUUAUGCAAAGAAGAAACAGGCCGAGGGACUUGUGGUGCUUGGACAAGCGGAAGGUGUGUACCUGCGCACUCUUAUGGACUCAUUGGGAGGCAACUAUGAAGCGGUGAGAGACUACUUGAUGAUUAAUCGUGGGAUAUAUCAAGAGAUUGCUAGUAUUAAUGGCGAGGCGGUGCGGGGACUUGAGCCGAAAAUUAGCAUCUGGACCAACGGCGGAGAGGGUGGUGCUGACGGCGGCAAUGCGGCUAUGAAGGAGGUUGCGGGAGUUUACAAGAUGUUGCCACCAUUGUUCAAGACUGUUCAUGAACAAACAGGAAUGCUGCCUCCUACUUGGAUGGGCAAUCUACCAGUUGCUGAUAGUUCUAAACCUAAUUGAACUUAUUUGAAUUUUCUCGGCUUUCUUGUCAA